Messenger RNA from Tarenaya hassleriana, 1713 nucleotides. RefSeq lists its product as uncharacterized. The record is from RefSeq and is a predicted model, not a curated record. The coding region runs from base 1 to 1713 and encodes 570 amino acids. NCBI's taxonomy places the organism in Eukaryota, Viridiplantae, Streptophyta, Magnoliopsida, Brassicales, Cleomaceae. The transcript is spliced from 6 exons.
AUGGAGAUACUAAAGAUUCGUGCUCAUAUUGACGAGGGUCAAGAAGCUGCCACAGAACGGUUUCUUGGGGGAUUGAACCAAGAAAUUCAAAACCGUGUUGAAACACAUCACUACGAGGGGUUGGAAGAUCUCUUGCAUCUUUCCAUCAAAGUCGAGCGGCAACUCAAGGGGAAGGUCAAAUCAUUGGAAGCAAGAGAAGCCGAAUACUACUUCCAAAUCCGAGCCCAAAUCGGAAUCGCUAAAACCCAAGGCACAAGGGGUCAUUAUGCUAGAGAUUGUGCAAACAAACGCGUGAUGGUUAUGCGAAAUGGAGAGUAUGAAACUGAAUCCGAAAGUGGAGAUGGACAAGAGAAUAGUCAUGAGUUUUCUUCGGACUCAGAUGACUAUGAGGAGCAGCCCGCUCCUAGCUAUGGUGCUGAAGUCUUUGACAAAACGCCGAUAAAAUCCUGCCAAGCCAUGAAAACUUCGAACCUCACUAGUGGACUUAGGAGUCGGCCAACUCUUGAUGGCUUCUAUCUUUUCCUCAUCGACGUCGGAGAAACAAAGGUACAUCGGCAAGUGAAGGUACCUUUCUCUAUUGGUGACUAUGAUGAUGAAGUGUUAUGCGACGUAGUACCCAUGCAAGCAGGGCAUUUGCUACUUGGGCGUCCAUGGCAGUUUGAUAGACGAGCCAAACAUGACGGUUACACUAACCGAUAUUCAUUUGAAGCCAAGGGCAAGCGGUUUCGAUUGUUACCUCUCACACCGAAAGAGGUAUACGAAGAUCAAGUUACACUACUCAAAAGAGAAAAAGCGUUGAAUACGAGUGACCAUGAGGUAGAUCACUUAAAACUUGCCUGUGAGAGAAAUCCCGAGAGGACAAACACUCUUCUUUUCACGAGAGCUAGAGAGAUUAAGAAAGCUAUGCUUUCGAACCGGCCGAUGAUUUUACUCAUGUAUAAGGAGGCCUUAUUUGCUAAUGAACUAAUCUCUUCUUUGCCUAGUGGUGUUUGUAAGUUGUUACAGGAUUACGAGGAUGUCUUUCCGGAAGAGAUCCCGAAUGGUCUACCACCCUUGCGAGGAAUUGAGCACCAGAUUGACUUCGUACCCGGUGCUAGCCUUCCAAACAAACCAGCGUACCGUACUAACCCAGAUGAAACAAAGGAGCUUCAACGACAAGUGACUGAACUCCUGGAGAAAGGUUAUGUUCGGGAGAGCAUGUCGCCAUGUGCCGUACCGGUAAUUCUAGUUCCAAAGAAAGAUGGAACGUGGUGCAUGUGUGUUGAUUGUCGAGCAAUCAAUAACAUAACGGUGAAGUAUCGACACCCUAUACCUCGUCUUGAUGAUAUGCUAGAUGAAUUGUAUGGUUCUACUGUGUUUUCAAAGAUAGAUUUGAAGAGUGGAUACCAUCAAAUUCGUAUGCAAGAGGGUGAUGAAUGGAAGACAGCGUUCAAAACGAAGCUAGGACUCUACGAGUGGUUGGUAAUGCCUUUUGGUUUAACUAAUGCACCUAGCACGUUCAUGCGGCUUAUGAAUCAUGUUCUCCGAAAUCUCAUUGGAAAAUUCGUUGUUGUUUACUUUGACGAUAUCUUAGUUUACAGCAAGAUUUUAGUAGAGCAUGUUGAACAUCUACGUUGUGUUCUUGACAUACUGCGAGGCGAGAAAUUAUACGCUAACCUUAAGAAAUGCACCUUUUGCACUGAUAAGGUUGUUUUCCUAGGAUUUGAUGCCUAA